AUGAAGAUCUUCGCCCUCGUAGCCGCUUUGGCAGCUGCCGUGCUGGCUGUCCCGAGGAGCACCCUCGUCACCCGCGAUGACAACCCCGAGAUCCCCGGCAUCGACGAUAAAGAGUUCAUUGGUACUGUACUAGACGCUCACUGGUACUGGCGACGGAUUCACUGCGCUCAAGAUCUGCAAUGGAACGCGACGCUGGCAAAGAUGGCGCAGGACGACAUUCGCAAAUGCACGAAGGACCACCGCGGCGGCAGCAACCUCAGCGGCCAGGGUCCUGCUCCUGGUAAGCGUAACGUCUGGAUCGAGUCGGCGCGCAGCAUGGUCCACGGCUGGCACGAGGAAGAGAUGUUCUACGACUACUCCACGCGCACGUCCAAGAACGACCGCCAGAUCUACCACUUCACCCAGCUAGUCUGGCGCGACUCGAGCCAGCUCGGCUGCGCCAUGGCCGACUGCACCGACGUCAACGACGCUACCUUUCCGGGCCGCUUAUACUGCUACUACGACCCCAUCGGAAACAACAUCGCAGGGAACUUCAUGCAAGAGAAUGUGUGGCCACCAGUCUGUGCCGACCCUAGCAAGGCCGAACUCCAGGCUCGCUUCGGAUACUAA
Didymosphaeria variabile is the source of this 609-nucleotide messenger RNA. RefSeq lists its product as uncharacterized. Bases 1 to 609 code for a protein of 202 amino acids. The transcript is spliced from 3 exons. Lineage: Eukaryota; Fungi; Ascomycota; Dothideomycetes; Pleosporales; Didymosphaeriaceae. The record is from RefSeq and is a predicted model, not a curated record.